This is a messenger RNA of Penicillium argentinense, 1680 nucleotides long. Its product is annotated as fatty acid desaturase. Lineage: Eukaryota; Fungi; Ascomycota; Eurotiomycetes; Eurotiales; Aspergillaceae. The coding region runs from base 1 to 1680 and encodes 559 amino acids. Gene Ontology annotation, biological process: lipid metabolic process. Gene Ontology annotation, cellular component: membrane. The transcript is spliced from 2 exons. Gene Ontology annotation, molecular function: oxidoreductase activity, acting on paired donors, with oxidation of a pair of donors resulting in the reduction of molecular oxygen to two molecules of water. The record is from RefSeq and is a predicted model, not a curated record.
AUGAGGAAGACGACUGCCUGGGCUAGGGCCAGGGAAAAUGUCCUUUCAAGACGGGAGAUUGAAGGCAUGAUUGCCGAAAAGAAGCAUAUCAUCAUCCUCGACGGUAAAGUGCUUCAACUGGAUUGUUGGAUCAAAUUCCACCCCGGCGGCCCCCUAGCCAUUAAGCACAUGAUAGGCAGAGAUGCCACAGACGAAGUGAACGCACUACACUCACAGAAGGCACUUCUGAACAUGAAAAGUUUUCAAAUCGGUACCAUCGAGGGAAGGUGGGCCAACUUUCUUCCUCCUAUCCAAGGCGGCAGCUUCCGCCUAUAUAAUGAAUAUGGGGCAGAAGAAGAGCUCCUUCUGAGCUCUGAGCUCUCAAGUGAAGACCCGUCGCCACCGCCAUCUCCGCUUUUUGAAGCAGAGGACGCCGGCUUAAGACACAGGCUUUCAAUAUCUACCAUAUCCUCUGCAGUCAACACUGCUCUCCCGACACAAGAAACCAAAGGAGGAUAUACGAUGGACGCCCGAACACAGGAGGAGAUCCAGUUAGAUUCAUCCAAGUAUCCUCCCAUCACCGCCGAACACCAAGAGAACAUCACCCAAAAAUACCGCCAACUCAACGAGCGUAUUCGUGCAGCUGGACUGUACAACUGCAACUAUUCUGCCUACGCCAUGGAAAUAUGCCGUUACAGUCUUCUUUUCGGUCUCUUCGUUUUCUUUUUAAAACGAUCUUGGUUCUGCUUGUCGGGUUUCUUCUUGGGAUGCUUUUGGCAUCAACUAGUCUUCUCCGCCCAUGACGCCGGCCACAUGGGUAUCACUCACGAUUUUCAAGUCGAUACUGUCAUCGGCAUUAUUAUUGCGGACUACCUGGGUGGACUUAGUCUUGGCUGGUGGAAACGAAGUCAUAAUGUCCACCACAUUAUGACUAAUACCCCAGAGCACGAUCCCGAUAUUGAACUAAUGCCAUUUUUUGCUCUAUCACAUCGCUUCUUUGGUAGUCUCCGCAGCACAUACUACGAUCGGAUCAUGGAAUACGAUGCGGUGGCUCAGAUUACCGUUAAGUAUCAACACUAUCUUUAUUACCCAAUUCUCCUCUUUGGCCGUUUCAACCUCUACUUUUUGAGCUGGGAGCAUAUUAUUGUCGGCCGUGGCCCUCGAAACGGUGCAGGCUGGUGGCACCGUUGGUUUGAGCUAGCUGGCCAGGCAUUCUUCUGGAUAUGGUUUGGUUAUGCAGUUGUCUUUCUUAGUAUUCCUGACUGGUGGAGUCGAAUCGCCUUCGUCAUGAUUUCUCACAUGGUUACUGCACCGCUGCAUGUGCAGAUUACUCUCUCUCACUACGCUAUGUCCACCGCCGAUCUCGGUCCUCUCGAGUCAUUUCCUCAGAAGAUGCUUCGCACAACGAUGGACGUGGACUGCCCACCUUGGCUGGACUUUAUCCAUGGCGGUCUCCAAUUCCAGGCCAUCCAUCAUUUAUAUCCCCGCAUCCCUCGCCAUAACUUGCGCAAGACGCAGAUACUAGUCAGAGAAUUUUGUGUGGAUGUGAAGAUUCCGUAUGCUGUCUUUACCUUCUUUGAUGGCAACAAGGAAGUGAUCAGUAGACUCGGUCAUGUCGCAAAGCAGGCAAGGAUACUGGAGGAGUGUCGAAGGGCGUGUGCAGAACAGGGUGUCUUUUCAGACCACCACCAUUCGCACUGA